This is a messenger RNA of Zygotorulaspora mrakii, 648 nucleotides long. It is a transcript of the gene MIX23, whose product is annotated as Mix23p. The transcript has a single exon. The record is from RefSeq and is a predicted model, not a curated record. The coding region runs from base 1 to 648 and encodes 215 amino acids. Gene Ontology annotation, cellular component: mitochondrial intermembrane space. NCBI's taxonomy places the organism in Eukaryota, Fungi, Ascomycota, Saccharomycetes, Saccharomycetales, Saccharomycetaceae.
AUGAGAUAUACAAAACAAACAAAAGCACAUCCCAGGCAUAUGAGUACGGAUAAAAUUACUCUAAGGACACCAGACGUGCUACUCGAUCCAAAUUUAGAAUUCUCCACCGAAGAACCUCCUAUAAGAGAGUUAGUUUUGACAAGAAAACGAUGUAUCGAUUCCUCAAUAGUGGACUCUUUUUUGAAGCUCUUACGUAAUGGCAGUGACGACAUUUUAAGACAGAAGUUGAGCUCGUAUUCACAGGCUCAAGAUAACGGCAGGGCAAACUCUUCAAAGAAAACUUCCUGCGAGCAGUAUUUGAAAAAGGAGCUAUACCCUAAUUGGCAAACAAGGGACCAGAUUAUAAGCUUCUGCGAGGGACAAAGUGAGCAGCUGAAACAUGAGCUGGAUGCAGGUACUUCGAAAAGCAUCAGAUCAAACGUAAUACCCGAAAUCGAUCCACGUUUGGAUCCGUAUUCCGCAAGAAGAAUCAUAUAUGACCGGGAGGCCGCCUACAAAGAUUGGAAAAGAUUGAACAGCUGGAUUGAAAACAACAAAAAGGUAGAGUCCAUCUUACGGAAUUCCAGUGCUAAAACCCUCAAACAAAACUGCGAUCAGAAUGCGGACUAUAUGGCUCAGUUUUUUAGCUUCAUCAAUAAAACGACCUAG